AUGCGCGAUUCUAAGGUUGCUCCUCGCCUCCUUCGUAUGUUCUUCCAUGAUUGUUUCGUUAGGGGAUGUGAUGCAUCGGUUCUACUAGACUCCACUGAUGAUAAUGUAGCAGAAAAAGAUGGUCCUCCAAAUAUGUCGCUUCGAGCAUAUUACGUGAUUGAUCAAGCCAAAGCUAGGCUAGAAGCAGAUUGCCCUCGAACGGUCUCAUGUGCUGAUAUUGUUGCGAUUGCAGCUAGAGAUGUAGUCAACUUGUCAGGAGGACCAUAUUGGGAUGUGUUCAAAGGUAGAAAGGAUGGAAAGGUAUCAAGGGCAAAUGAGACUCUAUUACUACCAACACCAUCCUUUAAUGCAACUAAACUUAUACAAACAUUCUCAAAGAAAGGCCUAGGAAUCAAAGACUUGGUAACACUUUCUGGAGGACAUACACUAGGAUUUUCACAUUGUUCAUCCUUUGAAGCUCGACUCCAUCGUUUUAGCGACAUUUUCGACAUGGAUCCUAGCAUGGACUUCAUUUUUGCUAACAUGCUCAAGGAGAAGUGUACUAAUAAGCAUCAUAGGGACACUACUUCAGGGUAUUACUUGGAUUCGACUUCAGCAAUUUUCGAUAAUGAGUAUUACAAGAGAUUAGUAGCGCGAAAAGGUGUACUUGCAACAGAUCAAGUGUUGUACAAUGAUUAUAGGAGUAAGUUUUUGGUUGAGUCAUAUGCCAAAUAUGAGACCUUGUUUUUUAUGGAAUUUGCAGCUUCCAUGAUUAAACUUGGUAAUUUGGGUGUUAAUAGUCAUUAUCAUGGAGAAGUUAGAACAAAUUGUAGGUCUGUGAAUUGAGUUCCAACUUUCAAAGCCA
Messenger RNA from Beta vulgaris subsp. vulgaris (sugar beet), 844 nucleotides. RefSeq names its product peroxidase 66. Gene Ontology annotation, biological process: hydrogen peroxide catabolic process; response to oxidative stress. Gene Ontology annotation, molecular function: peroxidase activity; heme binding. The transcript is spliced from 3 exons. The coding region runs from base 1 to 825 and encodes 274 amino acids. Lineage: Eukaryota; Viridiplantae; Streptophyta; Magnoliopsida; Caryophyllales; Amaranthaceae. The record is from RefSeq and is a predicted model, not a curated record. Gene Ontology annotation, cellular component: plasmodesma; plant-type cell wall.